AUGGUCAAUACACAUUUCCAACUUCCAUAUUUAAAUACUGAUCAGUGCAUGUUGCGCCCAGGACAGCAAGAACACGGCUCUUAUGGUUUAAUCUUCGAAAGACCAAACUUUUAUCUUUGUGAUGAAUUAUUAAUUUGCUACCCAAGCCAACUGGUAGGUAAUAAUAAACGAAAUGGGAUUAUUACAACAGUUCCAUAUCGCCUUCGUGAAGGAAGGAAGAACAAUAUUACCAUACAAUGUGAACAAAGACGUAAAGAAUUUUGUUUUGAAGAAAAAAACAGACAUUUCUGUAAGUUGGGACAGCCUGGCUCGUCUAUUUGGCACGGAAUUAUGAUCAAAACUGAAGACAUUAAUCGAAACCCAAAUAAUUCCCCUGUUUUUGUAACAACAAUAACUUUGUCUAUUACAAAACAAAAAUAUGAAAUAAACGAGACUUUAAAAUUCUAUAUAAUAUUUGGUCGUAUGGAAGAUUUAUUCACACGUGUUAUUUUGGAGAAUAACACUCAUAAAUCAAAAGAAAUGCUUCUUGGCAACGAUAAUAAUCUUCUCAAGGAAUACAUCUCCAAAGUUGAUAAGGGUGCAUAUCUUCACAAAUAUGCUGGCCUUUGGGCUCUUGGACUGGAUUUGUUACCAACAUCGGCAGAACAAAAUUUACAUUUAUUUGUUUAUAGAGGAUGUGCUUGUUCUAUUGAUGUCUGGUUCAAACCCCCAACAAUACCAGAAUCAUUAAAGCCAAAAACUAAACCAGGGUUGCAGAUUUACAAAGAUUGUUCAGCAAAAUAUUCUAAUAAUACAAGUUACGAAUUGGGAAAUCUAAAGGAUGGAGAAAAAAUAUUUAAGUUUUCAAUAUGGGCAAGUAAAAAUGGAAGUCAUGGCUCAAUUGCAUUUUUUAAUUCUACAGAUAUUUUUCUAAAAAUAAAUUUUAAUGGCAGCGAAAUAUUUCUUUAUUCUUUUAUGGUAAGCUUUGUUUUUCCAUUAGAUCGCAAAUAUUAUAUAAUAGUAUUAAAUGUAUUUUUCCAUUCAGCGAAAUAUUCAGGUAUAAUAUAG
Messenger RNA from Meloidogyne enterolobii, 1047 nucleotides. NCBI's taxonomy places the organism in Eukaryota, Metazoa, Nematoda, Chromadorea, Rhabditida, Meloidogynidae. The record is from the annotation of a GenBank genome assembly.